AUGUUUAUGAUUCAGAUAGAAGGGCUUAGGUUGGAUGUUGCUGCUGCUGAAGAAGAAAUUGCAAGGUGGAAGGUGGCACAGUUGUCAGAAGUACGCCAGGAACUUGAGGCAAAGCAAGCUGUAAUAGAGUGGGAGAACAAGCUCAAAUUCAAAGAAGAAACAGCAGUUUCCGAAUGCUGCCAUGGCAACCAGAGACGCAGCUGA
Messenger RNA from Ilex paraguariensis (yerba mate), 204 nucleotides. The record is from the annotation of a GenBank genome assembly. NCBI's taxonomy places the organism in Eukaryota, Viridiplantae, Streptophyta, Magnoliopsida, Aquifoliales, Aquifoliaceae.